AUGCCUCCAUUUGUAGAUGAUACCCAGCGCUUUCCUUUGGUUCAGGCACAGUUACGGCCCAAGGAUUCGAAUUCUAACCGCAAUUGCCCUGCAGGAGUUGAUGAGUCUGCAAUUCCAGGCCAGAAUAAUAGCGAUAAACCUACCGAGUCACUAUAUCCGUUGAGUCUUGACAUUCAGGUCCGCCGCCUCCUGGAACACAACAGUCCAGCUGAUGCUGCCAGCGAGGGUGUGGCAUACGAUACUCCCGUUGUCACCAAUGACUCCCCAAACUUAAUUCUUGGUAGUAGCGACACUUUUGAUGGGAAUUCACACUUCAAGCAGCCUGGACAUAAUGUUUCCACACCCUCAAGGACAGAAGAUUCAUCCAAUUUUGACUCGUCGAGGGGAUACGAAAGCUCAUCGAGCUUGAACCCAUCAUACCCGACUGUAGUUUGCUCUGAUUGCGGCUUAGACAUUGAUGACGGAGACAAGGACUCAGCUUCCACUUCCGAGUUACCAGAUUGCUGGAGCUCCGACAUUGAGUCAAAUUCUUCUGGAAAGAGAAGUAAAUUACCUGUAGUCGUUCCCUGGAACACACCAUCAGUGAGAAAAUCCGAGAUUCCUCACACGACCCUCAAACCUUCAAAGAGCGAUGUCAGUGACUCGGGCGACGCAUAUUUCUAUGCAACCCAGAAUGCCACGGGCGUGAGAGCUUCUAAAGUGUGGCCUGUCUUGGAUGAUAUUGAUGAAAAGCGUGAGAAGCUGGCUCUGCAGGACACAUUUUUUGAAGCGCUUGUCAGACCUCAUGAGGAAAAAAAAGGCUUCUUUCCAAGGGCAUAUUUAUCCAAGCUCGUCACCGAAGACUGCGUGUAUGAAGAGCUGACCAGGUGUCUUGAGGACAACCACAACCCAAAACAGAUCAGAGCAUACGCCCGCACCAUCUGUGAAGAGAGUCCUCAGCUACGAGACGAGGAUGACAUUCGUCCACCGAAGAUAAAAUCGUUCAAAAAGAUCUUUGCAAUCCUGGUCUUGAUUGAAAAAACAUCAAGCAUUCUGAAAUUUCUAGAUCCAGAAGAGGGCAUCAAUGAUCUAGGCCUUCCUUUAAGAAAACUUCCCAAGGGGGCGAAUGGUUCGAGGUUCGAGCUCCGGCUAGCAAAAAAUCCAUCUAGGAAGUUGGAGUGUUUUAGGAACUGGACCAUGUCCAGCGUGAAAGCAUUUGAAGAGUGGCAAUGGACAACUGUGUCUCCCUUCUUCUUCAAAGGAUCAUGCAAAGACGUCCGUCAUUGGCCUUUACAACCAUCUGCUAUGCUACCAUUCACAGUGGACGGUCAACGUGGUGACGGAAAUGAAUACCGAACUGAAUUCGAAGGUGGUUACAGUCAUGUCUUCAAGGUUGAAAUUCAUCCAGAACAUCACAGUUUCAGCUUGCCUAGGAAUCAGUGGUUUGCGAUAAAGCGUUUAAAUUCGAACAGCAAAGAAGAUUUUAAAAAAGAAGUGGAAAUGCUCAAAAUGUAUAGCGAUGACACUCGAUAUCCUCACCUGAUAUCAUUACUCGCCACAUACGAGCAGUUUGGUAUAUAUUAUCUUAUAUUUCCAUGGGCGGAUGGCGACCUCAAUUAUUUUUGGUCAACUCUGCGACCUGAACCCUCGUUGAAUAUGAAAACUGUCAAGUGGUUUGCAAAACAGUGCAAGGGAAUUGCCCACGGUCUACUCAAAAUCCAUCACUACCGGACGAGCAAUUCGAAAUGUCAGACUGGGUCUCAUCAUCACCCUGAAACUCAUGAAUCUCGAUUCGGACGUCAUGGCGACCUGAAACCAGAAAAUAUUCUCUGGUUUUCUGAUUCUGAUGGGGGUACGCUGAAGAUAUCCGAUUUUGGCCUUUCGGAAUACAGCACACAUCACAGCAAGUCUUAUAAGCCAAAAAGCAAAGUUGCAACUUCAAUGUCUUAUAGACCUCCGGAGUGCGAUCUCACGGGUGGCAAAAUCGGUCAAUCAUACGACAUCUGGACGCUUGGCUGUUUGUACUUAGAGUUUAUCACAUGGCUAUUGGGAGGCUGGGAGUUGGUGAAGAAGUUUGAGAAAAAACGAAUGUCAUUCGAUCCUAUGUGGUGUGACAUGAAUACAGAUACUUUCUUCGAGAUAGUUAAGGUUCACGGCGAGCGUUCAAUAGCAUUGGCAGCUAGGGUAAAACCCGCUGUAAUAAAUUUUAUGGAUGAUCUUCACGCGCACGAAAACUGUACCGAAUUUCUACACGAGUUCAUCACUAUGAUAAAGUUCAACAUGCUUACGGUCAAGCCUAAGAACCCUGAAGAGAAAGGGCGGUUCACAAGUGAUGAGAUACAUGUCAAGUUGACAUCUUGGCUGAAAGAAAUUGAGAAACCAAACGCCGGGUUGGAUUACGCUUGCAAACCAGCACCUCGCCACAACUUUUCUCAAAACUGCGAUGACGUGGUUGAAAUUGACGUUACAGACACGGCACCAGAAGUGCUUAGUAACAAGAGAUUUCCCACCUACGAUGGGCCAGUCCAAGAGAGAUCAUAUCCAAGUCACCUUUCUGUGCCAGAGAGUCCAAGGAGGCGAGGGAGAAAUAGAAGCUUUCACGACUGCUAA
Messenger RNA from Glarea lozoyensis ATCC 20868, 2589 nucleotides. RefSeq names its product Protein kinase-like (PK-like). The transcript has 4 exons. Lineage: Eukaryota; Fungi; Ascomycota; Leotiomycetes; Helotiales; Helotiaceae. Gene Ontology annotation, biological process: peptidyl-threonine phosphorylation; peptidyl-serine phosphorylation. Gene Ontology annotation, molecular function: protein serine/threonine kinase activity; ATP binding. The coding region runs from base 1 to 2589 and encodes 862 amino acids. The record is from RefSeq and is a predicted model, not a curated record.